UGCGGCUGACGGGGAAAUGUCAGUCGCUUGACUGCUGACGGGUUUUCAGCCCCACCGGGAGCUCGCGGGCCUUCUGGCGACCGCCUCCUCGGUCCCCUCCGAGAGGAGGUCCCAGACUCUAGACAGUCUGUGGCGGACACGGAGUUUCCCGGAACCUUCCAGUUGCUGUCUGGCGAGAUCGGACGUAUACAAUUAUGAUCCAGACGUGCAUGUGAACAACUGCGCUUAGUCAGACUGAGCACUGAAUAAUGAGUGGUGCAGCUCUGGGCCUCGAGAUUGUUUUUGUCUUUUUUCUGGCUCUGUUUCUACUUCAUCGAUAUGGAGACUUUAAGAAGCAACAUAAGCUUGUGAUCGUUGGCACCCUUCUUGCUUGGUAUCUCUGCUUUCUUAUUGUCUUCAUACUGCCCCUGGAUGUUAGUACGACAAUAUACAACCGAUGCAAGCAUGCUGCUGCAAAUUCCAGCCCUCCUGAGAACAACAUCACAAGGUUAUCUACAACUCUCGCCCCAACUCCAAGCCAACACCCAUGUUUUAAGCCAUGGAGUUAUAUUCCUGAUGGAAUUAUGCCAAUUUUCUGGAGGGUAGUAUAUUGGACAUCACAAUUUUUAACAUGGAUUCUGUUACCUUUUAUGCAGUCGUAUGCAAGAUCAGGAGGAUUUUCCAUCACUGGAAAGAUUAAAACUGCUCUCAUAGAAAAUGCAAUCUACUAUGGCACUUAUUUAUUGAUUUUUGGAGCAUUUCUAAUUUAUGUAGCUGUAAACCCACGUUUGCAUUUAGAAUGGAACCAGCUUCAGACGAUUGGCAUUGCUGCUGCAAAUACAUGGGGUCUCUUUCUUCUUGUGUUACUGUUGGGAUAUGGCUUGGUGGAAAUACCUCGAUCAUACUGGAAUGGAGCAAAAAGAGGUUAUCUGCUUAUGAAGACUUACUUUAAGGCAGCCAAGCUCAUGACAGAGAAAGCUGAUGCAGAAGAAAAUUUAGAAGAUGUUAUGGAGGAGGUUCGUAAAGUGAAUGAAAGCAUCAAGUAUAACCAUCCAUUGAGAAAAUGUGUGGACACAAUACUUAAGAAGUGUCCUACAGAGUAUCAGGAAAAAAUGGGUAGGAAUAUGGAUGAUUAUGAAGAUUUUGAUGAAAAGCGUAAUACUUACCCAAGUGAAAAAAGUCUGGUAAAAUUGCAUAAACAGGUGAUUUAUUCAGUUCAGAGGCACCGUCGAACUCAAGUACAAUGGCAAAUUCUUUUGGAACAAGCAUUUUAUUUAGAAGAUGUAGCAAAAAAUGAAACUACUGCUACUCGUCAGUUUAUUCACACCUUUCAGCCAGCAGAGCCAGAAAAUAGACUUAUCCAAUAUUUUUAUACUCCUACAGUUGAAUGGUAUUGGGAAUGUCUGUUACGCCCAUGGUUUUACAGAAUCCUAGCUGUGGUUUUAUCCAUCUUUUCUGUGAUUGUCGUGUGGUCGGAGUGCACAUUCUUUAGCACUACUCCUGUCUUAUCCCUCUUUGCAGUCUUCAUACAGCUUGCAGAAAAAACCUACAAUUAUAUUUAUAUCGAGAUUGCCUGCUUUCUUUCCAUCUUCUUUCUAAGUAUCUGUGUUUAUUCGACUGUGUUCAGGAUUCGUGUAUUUAACUAUUAUUACCUGGCUUCCCAUCACCAGACUGAUGCCUACAGCCUUCUUUUCAGUGGCAUGUUAUUUUGUCGUUUGACUCCUCCAUUGUGUCUUAAUUUCUUGGGUUUGACUCACAUGGACUCAUCCAUCUCUCACCAGAAUACUCAGCCAACUGCUUAUACAUCUAUUAUGGGGUCCAUGAAAGUUUUAUCCUUUAUUGCAGAUGGAUUCUAUAUAUACUAUCCAAUGCUGGUGGUAAUUCUCUGCAUUGCUACUUAUUUUAGUUUGGGGACCCGUUGUUUGAAUCUGCUUGGUUUCCAGCAGUUCAUGGGAGAUAAUGAUAUGACAUCAGACUUAAUUGAUGAAGGAAAAGAACUAAUUAAACGAGAGAAGAGAAAGCGGCAAAGGCAAGAAGAAGGUGAAACUCGAAGAAGAGAGUGGAAAGAACGUUAUGGACACAACAGAGAAGAUUCCACAAGAAACAGAAAUACUUACAUGGAUCUGAAAGAGUCCAAUUUCUCAGAUGUUAGUACUAACCGAUCAGUAUCCAAAUAUACCAGGGCCAAUAAUAAAACUGAAAGGGACCGCAUAGAGCUUCUCCAAGAUGCAGAACCUUUGGAUUUUAAUGCAGAAACGUUCACUGAUGAUGCGCUUGAGUCUGAGUCAGGGAGGUAUCAGCCUGGUGGACGAUAUCUUUCAAUGUCUCACAAGGGAAUGUUUGAUGAUGUUUAAAUUCUGAAAAAAAGGUGUAGAACAACUAACCAAGAUCAACACAUCAAUUCAGUCUCCACGAACAUCUGUGUGCUAUGCAGUUUGCUUUGUAUUCUCAGUGUAAACUUCCAGGAUUAUAUA
Messenger RNA from Ochotona curzoniae (black-lipped pika), 2453 nucleotides. RefSeq names its product LMBR1 domain containing 2 (gene LMBRD2). The record is from RefSeq and is a predicted model, not a curated record. Gene Ontology annotation, cellular component: membrane. Lineage: Eukaryota; Metazoa; Chordata; Mammalia; Lagomorpha; Ochotonidae. The transcript has 18 exons. The coding region runs from base 249 to 2333 and encodes 694 amino acids. Gene Ontology annotation, biological process: adrenergic receptor signaling pathway.